Coturnix japonica (Japanese quail) is the source of this 2442-nucleotide messenger RNA. Lineage: Eukaryota; Metazoa; Chordata; Aves; Galliformes; Phasianidae. The record is from RefSeq and is a predicted model, not a curated record.
CCCCUCCCUCCCCCCAUACAGGCCGUCAUGGCGGCGUGGCGGGCGGCGCUGGCGGCCAUGUUGCUGCUGGCUGAGCCGUGCGCCCCGGAGCCGACAUGGGAAGUCAAUGGGACGUGCCAGGGCUCCAACCGCUGCCAGCCCGGCGUCCUGCUGCCCGUCUGGCAGCCCGACGACCCUUCAUUCGGUGACAAGGCGGCGCGCGCCGUCGUCUACUUCGUGGCCAUGAUGUACAUGUUCCUGGGCGUCUCCAUCAUCGCCGACCGCUUCAUGGCCUCCAUCGAGGUCAUCACCUCCAAGGAGAAGGAGAUCACCAUCACCAAAGCCAACGGUGAGACCAGCAUCGGCACGGUGCGCAUCUGGAACGAGACUGUUUCCAACCUGACCCUGAUGGCUUUGGGCUCAUCCGCUCCUGAGAUCCUUCUGUCCGUCAUCGAAGUGUGCGGCCACAACUUCCAGGCAGGGGACUUGGGGCCAAGCACAAUUGUGGGCAGCGCCGCCUUCAACAUGUUUGUGGUCAUCGCCGUCUGCGUCUAUGUGAUACCCAGUGGGGAGAGCCGGCGCAUCAAACACCUCCGUGUCUUCUUCGUGACGGCGGCGUGGAGCAUCUUCGCCUACAUCUGGCUCUACCUCAUCCUGGCCGUCAUCUCCCCCGGUGUGGUGCAGGUGUGGGAAGCUCUGCUCACCCUCAUCUUCUUCCCGGUCUGCGUGGUCUUCGCGUGGGCGGCCGACAAGAGGCUGCUGUUCUAUAAGUACGUCUACAAGCGCUACCGCGCCGACCCGCGGAGCGGCAUCAUCAUCGGCACCGAGGCCGAGUUACCCAAAGGCAUCGAGAUGGACGGUGGCUUCCAGCCCCCCGAGCGCCGCGAGGCCGAAGGCUCCUCCGGCCCCACGCCUUCCCCUGCCCUCCAAGCUGGAUCCGAGGAGAAGGAGCUGGACGAGAGCCGGCGGGAGGUGAUCCAGAUCCUGAAGGACCUGAAGCAGAAAUACCCCGAGCGCGAGCUGGAGCAGCUGGUGGACAUGGCCAACUACUACGCCCUGCUGCACCAGCAGAAGAGCCGGGCCUUCUACCGCAUCCAGGCCACCAGGAUGAUGACGGGAGCCGGGAACGUGCUGAAGAAGCACGUGGCCGAGUUCUCCAAGCGCUCGUCGGCGCUGCUGGAGGUGCCGUCGGACGCCGAGGAGGAGACGUGCAGCCGCAUCUUCUUCGAGCCGUGUCUCUAUCAUUGCCUGGAGAACUGCGGCGCCGUCACGCUGUCGGUGGCGUGUCAGCACGGAGCCGAGCUCAAUCACACCUUCUACGUGGACUACAAGACGGAGGACGGCUCGGCCAAGGCGGGCUCGGAUUAUGAGUACAGCGAGGGGACGCUGAUCUUCAAACCCGGGGAGACGCAGAAGGAGCUGAAGAUCGGCAUCAUCGACGACGACAUCUUCGAGGAGGACGAGCACUUCUUCGUGCGGCUGCUCAACCUGCGCGUGGGCGACGCCGAGGGGAUGUUCGAGGCCGACUCGGCCGAGCACCCCAAGGGUCGCCUGGUGGCGCCGCUGGUGGCCACCGUCACCAUCUUGGAUGACGACCACGCCGGGAUCUUCUCCUUCCAGGAGCGCGUGGUGCACGUCAGCGAGUGCCAGGGCGCCGUGGAGGUGACGGUGGUGAGAAGCUCCGGAGCGCGAGGGACCGUGAUGCUGCCGUACAGAACCGUGGAGGGGACGGCACGAGGAGGAGGGGUGGACUAUGAGGAUGCGUGCGGGGAGCUGGAGUUCCGCAAUGAUGAGACCGCGAAGACGCUGCAGGUGAAGAUUGUGGACGAUGAGGAGUACGAGAAGAGGGACAACUUCUUCAUCGAGCUGGGGCCGCCGCGCUGGCUGAAACGGGGCAUCUCGGCCCUUCUGCUGAACCAAGCCGAGGACCGCGUGCUGUCGGCGGAGGAGGAGGAGGCGCGUCGAAUCGCAGAGAUGGGGCGCCCCAUCCUGGGGGAGAACUGCCGCCUGGAGGUCGUCAUCGAGGAGAGCUACGACUUCAAGAACACGGUGGACAAACUGAUCAAGAAGACCAACCUGGCCACCGUCAUCGGGACACACUCAUGGAGGGAGCAGUUCCUGGAGGCCAUCACCGUCAGCGCCGGUGAGGAGGAGGAGGAUGAGGACGGCCGCGAGGAGCGCCUGCCGUCGUGCUUCGACUACGUGAUGCAUUUCCUGACCGUCUUCUGGAAGGUUCUGUUUGCCUGCGUGCCCCCCACCGAGUACUGCAAUGGCUGGGCCUGCUUCGUUGUCUCCAUCCUCAUCAUUGGCAUCCUCACAGCAUUCAUUGGUGACCUGGCAUCCCACUUUGGCUGCACCAUCGGCUUGAAGGACUCCGUCACUGCCGUCGUCUUUGUGGCGCUCGGCACCUCCAUCCCCGGUGUGUGGGGCCAGGGGGGUCGUGGGGUGAUGGGGGUUAUGGGG